AUGGUUACCCACGCCGACGUGCUAAGGGCCUACCCAACCGGUCAAGAUAUCGCCAAGUUGCCGAGGCCUCUAUGGACAACGUACAUCCGCCUCGGCAUGGCAGACAUGCAGAACGCGAUAGAGAAGGCAGCGGAACAUGCUCAUCUGGAUGCGAUGAAGCUUCUUCUCCGGCCUUGUCACGAUGCAACUUACGCCACCCUUUUGAAUAAAGUUGGUCCCCUUGAGUGCUUGGACGAUGAUGGUGAGAUUGAAACCAUUCUCGAGUCUCCGCUCGCACACGCUAGCCGCUUGGGUAAUCUGGAUAUGAUCAAGCACCUCAUAUCCAUUGGAGCCGACGUGAACAGUGACCCGUAUGCAUUCCGGGACGCAUGCACUUAUGAUCACUUGAACGCUGUCGAGUUUUUUGUGCGCAUCGGCGUCAAUGAUGACGCAAAGCGAUCGGGAUUCCUAUUCGCUUGUUUUGAAGGACAUCUGGACGUCAUACAACAUCUCGUAAACAAGGGCUGCCGGGUAGACGCCGAGUGCAUUGGCUGGGCAGCACAACGCGGGAAGUUCAGCAAGAAGAAUUCCCUUCAGAUCAUCAAGUAUCUCGUUUCUUUAGGGGAUUGUUUAGCCUUUGAUGACAUCCUAACAGACGCCAUAGAAAGUGAAGCCGAUCUGGAGACGAUCAAGUAUCUAGUAUCGCUUGGCGCACAAAAAGACGAGAUGGGCCUUAUUGCUGCAUGCGCGAUGGGUGAUACUGAGAAAGCUCAAUUCUUCGCACUGCGUAUACGGAGGGCCGAGACGCUAGUGGAAGCUGCGAGGCUGGCGCGUUCUCAGAAUUGUGAUGAUAUACAUGAUUACUGCAUGAAGGUAGCGCGCCUGUUUGCGUGA
Messenger RNA from Fimicolochytrium jonesii, 873 nucleotides. Its product is annotated as ankyrin repeat-containing domain protein. The record is from RefSeq and is a predicted model, not a curated record. The transcript has a single exon. NCBI's taxonomy places the organism in Eukaryota, Fungi, Chytridiomycota, Chytridiomycetes, Spizellomycetales, Powellomycetaceae. Gene Ontology annotation, molecular function: protein binding. Bases 1 to 873 code for a protein of 290 amino acids.